CCGCCCAGCUUCCGGUAGCCUCAGGGGUGCGGGCCGUACGCAUCUUCGGGAGUCGUAGUUCUUUUUGCUCGCCGCGAGCUGGCAGGAGACGUAGGAGGAACUUCAAGUCCCAGCAUGCCUUGCUGCGCCGCGCCUGCCACCGCUUCCCCGCUGCGGACGCCUGCGAGCAGGUUGUUGUUUUUAUGAGGCGUCACUGGCGUCUGGAGCGCGGACGCCGCCACGGUGACAGCUGGCGCGGUCGGGCGGAAGAGGCGCUGUCUUCGGACCUGAAAAAUGUCUGAAAGUUCCAGCGACAGCGACUCAUCUUGUGGCUGGACUGUCAUCAAUCAUGAGGGUUCUGAUAUAGAGAUCGUGAAUUCUGCCACAGCCAGUGACAACUGUGGACUGACUCUAGAAUGUUCCUUAGUAGAACAAGAGGAGCUGCCCGUUCUUUAUGUAGGGCAUGGAGGUGAAGAAAGCAGCGCAAACAACACAUCGUCAGUGGGAGAAACCAUGUUGUCAUCAAUGAGAGAAACCAAGUCAGCAGCUGAGGUGGAGGAAGCACCUUCCCCUGAAGACAAUGUCUAUUUCGGAACUACUAGUGACGAUUCGGAUAUUGUUACACUUGAACCACCUAAGCUGGAAGAAAUGGGGAACCAGGAAGUUACAAUUCAAGAAGCGCCCAGCUCAGAUGACCUUAACAUGGGCUCUUCCUCCAGCAGCCAGUACGCCUUCUGCCAGCCAGAACCCGAAAGGUGGUGGGAGAAGCUGUGGAAGAUUCCUGGAUGCUUAAGGGGAUGGGAUGAUCAGCUGAGACUACGUGUUCCUAGCCAGCUUGCUCUCCAAGUCUUUUCAUCUCAGCCUAGUGAUGAGGAAUCCAGUAGCGAUGACACCAGCCACGAGCCCAGCCCUGCUCCUAGACGGCGCCGCAACAGGAAGAAGACCGUUUCUAUCUCAGAGUCUGAGGAGCCUCCACUCGCUGAGCCGGAAGAUGAGCCCUCCAAGGAGCCAAGUAAACGCCACUUUAGUCGUGGUCUCAACAAGUGUGUUAUCCUGGCCUUGGUGAUUGCUGUCAGCAUGGGAUUUGGACAUUUCUAUGGUAAAAAUGAAGGAAACAAGGGAAAAGGCACAAUCCAGAUUCAGAAGCAGUUAGUCAGAAAGACCCACGAAGAUGAGCUGGAUGGUGUGAAGGGUUAUCUCUCACAGCGCAAGCAGGAACAAGAGUCUUUUCUAGAUUUCAAGUCGCUGAAAGAAAACCUUGAGAGGUGUUGGACCGUUACUGAAUCAGAGAAGAUUACCUUUGAAACUCAGAAGAAGAACCUUGCUGCAGAAAACCAGUAUUUACGAAUAUCUCUGGAGAAGGAAGAACAAGCCCUGUCUUCAUUACAGGAAGAGCUACGGCAACUAAGGGAGCAGAUUAGAUUGUUGGAGGAUAAAGGCACAAGCACGCAGUUAGUUAGGGAGAACCAGGUCCUUAAGCAGUACUUAGAAGUGGAAAAGCAGAAAACAGAUAGCUUCCUUAGGGAAAGGGAGAUGCUCUUGGAGGAGGCAAGGAUGCUGAAAAGGGACCUGGAGAGGGAACAGCUCACAGCCAUGGCUCUGCGGGCAGAACUUGAGCAGUUCAUCCCUGGCCAGGCACAGAGCCGUGCGGAGUCUCCUAGUGUGCAGACUGAAGAGAAGGAAGUGGGGCUGUUACAGCAGAGGCUGGCUGAGCUGGAGCAGAAGCUCAUCUUUGAGCAGCAGCGCUCGGAUUUGUGGGAGAGACUGUACGUUGAGGCAAAGGAUCAACAUGGAAAGCAGGAGACAGACGGGAGGAAGAGAGGAAGCAGAGGAAGCCACAGGGCGAAGAGCAAGUCGAAGGAGACAUUUCUGGGGACAGUUAAGGAAACAUUUGAUGCUAUGAAGAAUUCUACCAAGGAGUUUGUGAGACAUCAUAAAGAAAAAAUCAAGCAGGCGAAAGAAGCUGUGAAGGAGAAUCUGAAAAAAUUCUCAGAUUCAGUCAAAUCCACUUUUCGCCAUUUCAAAGAUACUACCAAGAAUAUCUUUGAUGAAAAGGGCAGCAAGAGAUUCAGGGCUCCAAAAGAAGCGGCAACUGAAAAGACAAGAACAGCUUAUAGUUAUUCCUCAUACUCACAGCAGGAGGCACCAAACCAAAACCAGAAUUGCAGGCGCCCUUCUGCACAGAGGGAUGGAGGGAGAGAAAAGCCCAGUCACUCUGAAGAAAUUAGAAAGAAUGCAAAUUCAUAUACAUACAAGGCCAAGUCUGACUGCAGAGGCACCCAUUCCACCAGAAGGGUUUGUUCAGUCGACCUGAUAAAAAGCAACGUAUGGUAACUAUUGAAAACGCCAGGCACCGAAAACAAGAGCAGAAGCACCUUCAUCCACAGCCUUAUGAAAGGGAAGGUAAAUGGCAAAAAUACGGUCGCGCUAACGGAAGACACACGGCAAAUCUUGAGCUAGAACUGGGGCAGUUACCUUUCGAUCCUAAGUACUGAUUUGUGAUUAAGUUAGGAAGUUAAGAGCUGUGGAUGCUAUCUACUUGGUUUGAUGUUGAGAUGAACUCCCCAUGACUGUCUUUAUAUUAUGCAAAAGCAAAGCUUACUAACUUGCAUUUUCCUGUAGCUUAGGUUUGUUAAAAACAAAAACUUUUUUUCCUGCUGGGGGGGGGUGGGGGAAAUGGUAGUUUUAUUAAGGAAGCCAGGCAUGAAAUAGUCUGUGCAUGAAACAGGGCUUGGUUUGAGGAGCUGAGCUCAGCUCACACAGGCAUUUCGUGCCGUGUGGAGGUGUGCAGCAGGGCCUGAGGACUGUGCUGAGGCGGGACUCCGCGCUAACAUCUCUACUCUCACGCUUUUGUCUCUCUGUGGGUUCAAGAGCCCGUUGGUUUGUGAAGAGCUGGCUGGCUUGUCUUGUGAACUCUCUUGCACACCUGAAUGCUAUGGAAGAAACAAUAAACUGCACCGUGAGGAAAACUAAAGGUCUCUCUCAAGUCUGGCGCCGUAUUUGUGUUCUCUGAGAAUGCCUCAGGACAGUGUAUGGGACAGCUGUCCCCAGUGGCUUCCUCUCAUUUCACGGUCACCUACAGUUUCUCUCAGUUAUGCCAACGUCUCUGCAGAAGUCCUUACAGUUCAGUUCCCUCCUGUGUUGACCCUGCCGGGUAACCUUCGCUCGUAGACGUGUAUGUGACUUCCAGUUCGGCGCUCUGGCCAGUGAGUGUGGAAGAAUGUAGCGGCCCUCUCGUAGUUCCCUGAGGUGAGGAAGGUAUUGAUCUCCUGCAAGCAAAUAAAGACAUGUUUGCCGAGUGCGACUUCAAGGAA
Molecule: messenger RNA, 3293 nt
Organism: Mus musculus (house mouse)
Lineage: Eukaryota; Metazoa; Chordata; Mammalia; Rodentia; Muridae
Gene: Ccpg1
Product: cell cycle progression 1
Exons: 11
Coding region: 274-2313 (679 amino acids)
Biological process (GO): positive regulation of cell population proliferation; positive regulation of cell cycle
Source: RefSeq, a predicted model, not a curated record